Messenger RNA from Anopheles coluzzii, 3161 nucleotides. RefSeq lists its product as uncharacterized. The transcript is spliced from 7 exons. Bases 905 to 2173 code for a protein of 422 amino acids. The record is from RefSeq and is a predicted model, not a curated record. Lineage: Eukaryota; Metazoa; Arthropoda; Insecta; Diptera; Culicidae.
CGAACCGCCCACUCCACUCCACAACGAUACAUCGCUCACCCUCACAAUCAUCCAAUUUUGCUGCAUAAACUUUUCAAUUUCCUUACCUUUGGACAGUGCAAGACAAAUAAUAAAAUGCAUACCGACCGGAAAGUGUAAAGCGUGUACGAUAUCGGGCCCGAACCAUUUCCCGAACGAUUCACCAUCUGUGCAGCACCUCUGCCCCAGCUUGGUUUUAUUACUUACCCACUUCUACCAUACAUUUCACACACACACGCUAGGUGUAUCUAUGUUCCUGUCUACUGGGCUGUGCAGCCAUCUUCUCCGCCUGCACACCACCUGGUUGUGUCAAACGGCGCGCAAGCGAUGCAUCGAUGACACAGACAGUAAUCGUAGCAACCAUCGCCGCUCAUCUACCGCUAGCAAUCUUGUCCCAAGCAGCUGUUGAGAACGAUUUUUGCUUCAUUCGAUCCCGUUUUCGUACGUAGACAGUCUCGUCGCCCGUCUCAAUUGAAGCACCACCCACGGUGGUGAAGGUGAGAGGAAAAUUCAAAAAAAAAAGUAUAUUAUAUCCCAUUUACGAUCCGUACAUUUGUCGUGCACACAGCGGCGGUCGAAUCAGUGCCGGGUGGCUCAGAAGCCAAAGGUCAUCUGAUCAGCAGUAGCGGCGGUGUCGGUAGCGCAAGCAAACUUCCAAAUUGACAAUCUAUUACCCUCUGCCAGCACACUCGGCCAACCCAGACUAUCGGAUCCAAUCAGGCAGUCAGCCCAGCCCCGGAGUAACAGCCGAAACAGCUUCGCUGCCCCGGUGCGAUGCGGAAAACGAUGGCGCCCACCAGAGCUGAACGUUCGAUCGACUUCUGUCGAAAGGAAUACAAAGCAACAAUGUGCCAGAAAGCUCGAGCAGGCCUCACUGUUCCAGCGCAUGGCGAAAUAUCAUGUGAAUGAACUGACGAAAGACCGGCACGAAAAGAAGUCAUCUCCAAUUACUCAACCCCAACCGCCCAGCUGCUCAGCUGUGCACGCGCACCGUCGAUGUAGUACGCACCGGUUUGCAUGGCCCGACUGUCCUAGACCGUUGCGUGAUGGGCGCAAGGAGUGGUGCCUACCACCGGGCAGAUAUCGAUUAGGUGGAAGUCUCGCAGAUUUAGCUAACCAAUCAACAGGUGGCGACAGCAAAGCAGUACGGGACGGCCCCACUAAAGGUGGAUUCGGAUGCGGUGGCGCCACCGGCCCGAACAGCAGCCAGCGCCACCCGGUGGACAUCAACACGAUCAACCUACCGGCCGAGAUGAAUAAGUUAUUGCAUCCGCGCAAAUACUUUGUCGGUAAAAUACGACCCGGUGAUCGCAUGACCGACCGUCCCACGCUGCGUUUGGCCCUAUCUGAACCGACGGUUUGCUACCGCGAUCCGAACCAUCCCGGUCCCGGCAACUACGAUCCGGCAAAGCCACAACUCCCACCACACCCCGGACAAACGGUCAGCAAGCAGCGCCCUCUUCCGCCGUGCUGCUACACGUACGAUCUAUACUGCCGGGAGCCUUUCUUCCGUCCACCUCCGGGCCGGUACGACAUCCGUGACGCGCUGCCACCACUCGCUUCCGACCAAUCACAGCCAAUCACGGUACAACCGAUCCCACCGAUACGGUACGGCAAGGCAACGAUUCGUUUGAACUCCAUCGAUAUUCCCGUCCGACCCCGGAAGGGACGCCGUAACAUGAAGGUGGCAUUUCUGAGCGGAACUGCCCGGUUUCGGGAUCGCGACUUUAUGCCUAUCGGUGGGCUGGGAAAAGCGACGCCAACCGGAGGAAGUUUCACUGGCAAGCGCCUGGAAAAGCAGCAGGAGAAAACACCAGCAGCAACAUCAACAUCAAAGAGAUCAGCCAGUCCGCUGCUCGCACAAACCUCACCACCUCGAGACUGGCUGGAAGGGGCAGGGCGUGUCUCAACCGGCGGAGAGGGGAGUGCUACACCACGGUCGUCACAAGUCGAACAGGUGGAAGGCCAGCCGGAAGGGGAGGAUACCGUCGAGGAUAAAGCGGAACGAGCUGGAGUAAGUGAGGAUUUGGUUGAAGUGCUUGUCACAUACGGGAUCAGCCGGGGAGACCUGCCACCACUGUCCAGGCACAAGAUACCGACGAAAUUCUUCACAGUUCCUAAACUAGCUCGUACCGGACCGGUGGCAUUGGUUUAACCAAACAUCGUGCUCGUGCUUUAUAUUUUUCGAAUCCUAAAUUUAAAUUCAUGUGAGCUGGUCGUUACUAUCACGUUUAAUGCAUGAGUAUCAAUUCUUAUUAUGUUUGAAUUGGUCAGAAUUGUAAUAUAAAAAAACAAACACAUAGCGGUUUUUUGUAUCUUUGACUGAUUUGAAUCCUUGGUCGCAAAGAUUUUGAUCACAACAAUCUUGUUUUGCGCACGACCAUGAAUUUUGCGACCAAGAAGUUUGUGUAGGAUUGCGCCCUACACUAGAUUACCUUAAACUCGCGAUUCGAGUUUCAAAGGAAGCAAAAAUCAGCACGAUACCAAAUACACCUGAGAGCGCUGACAAGUGUCAAGUAAGAGCUACCCGCCAAGGACUCUGUACAAGAUUAGACCAAGAAGGUCGCAAAAUUCUUGGUCGCAAAAUUCUUGGCCGCAAACUUCUUGGUCGCAAACUUCUUGGUCGCAAAACGUAUGGUAUUAAACUAAACGAAUUUAAUUGAAUAGAGAGGUGAGAGCGGGAGUAAAAGUUUAUCAUUCAUGGAGGCUAGUAUCAAUACCUACAACGAAUUAAAUGCAUUAGCGGAAGCACCCUCUAAGCUAGGAGUUAAUAUCUUUAUUGGUGGGGAAAAAAAUACACUAAUAUCUUACCUAGUACGCUAUAAUUGCGUAGCAUUAAACAAAUUAAGGUACGUCACAUAUAUGCGAUGUUCAUGUCGGCAGUCCUAGGAUUUAAAACAUUUGCAAUGAACAACGAAUUUUCUUUUGAAUGUCCUCACGAGAGUGCUUGAACAGAGUUGAACAGUUUGCGAAAAACUGUUCUUUGCAUGCAAGUUGUAAAAUGCUUGCACAGAAGUAUUUCACACCCCGAGAACCGGAGUGAAAUAUUUCAAACGGUUUUCCUCGAAUCGAAAGCAUCUCCUUGUGCACAAUUUUUCACAUGUUAUCGAAAUUGUACCGAUCCUUCAGCUUCUUCCGUAUGC